GGUAACAUACACACAAGGACAUGAGCUGCAUCCCUGCCUGACGUUAAUGUCUCAGUUAUAACAUUAAACUCAUCGGCGGGGUUUAGAUGGCUGAUGCAGCUGCAGCCAGAUGUUUAGCUCGGAGGGUUUUCAGUCCCUUCAGCCUCCGAGCAGCGAGCAGCAGCCGGAAGUGCAGCUCCACAGAGGCGACACAGCAGGACAAAACACCCAAGAGAUCUAUCUUCAAACCGUCAGCCAGCUCCACACACGACUGGAUCGGUCCUCCGAACCAGCUGUCCAACACCUGCGGGCCCAUCGUUUACCGCAUACCCGAAAACGAGUCGGAGCUGGAGAAACGGCUGAGGCACCUGAGGCAGGAGACGGAGGACUGGAACCACGACUUCUGGAUUAAGCAGAACAUCUCUUUUAGAAAGGAAAAAGAAACUUUCAUCCAUUCACAGCUGAAGGCGAAAGGUUUGCCUCUGCGUGAUGAGCAAGGACGACGGCCGAACCUGAGCAGUGAAGAAAUGGCCGUGUUUUAUAAAAGCUUCUGGACACAAACAGAAUACGACAUGCAACUUAUAACAGAAAGACGAUAA
Molecule: messenger RNA, 578 nt
Organism: Scomber japonicus (chub mackerel)
Lineage: Eukaryota; Metazoa; Chordata; Actinopteri; Scombriformes; Scombridae
Product: cytochrome c oxidase assembly factor 8
Biological process (GO): intrinsic apoptotic signaling pathway
Cellular component (GO): mitochondrion
Source: RefSeq, a predicted model, not a curated record